This is a messenger RNA of Acanthocheilonema viteae, 1044 nucleotides long. The record is from the annotation of a GenBank genome assembly. NCBI's taxonomy places the organism in Eukaryota, Metazoa, Nematoda, Chromadorea, Rhabditida, Onchocercidae.
AUGAGAGACCCAAAUUGGGGUUGGAAUGAUGAUAGCAAUUAUGGCGGUAGCCAUAAUACUAAUCAGCAAUGGCAGCAAAUGCAAGAACCGCGGAGAAACCAAGGAAGUUAUAGCAAUCAACCCACAACAGCAGUAUCGGAUAAGAUUUAUAACGAAUACUAUAACUAUCAAACAACUAUUCCGUCAGCACCAAUCGGAACUAAUUAUUCCCAAACAAAUCAAAUGCAGUCAUUUGAAAUGGGAUCAAAUUCGUAUGGUGUUGGAAAUCAGUUUAUGUCAGACCCGAUGCUAAAUGCUGCAAGACAAAUUGGUGGCCAGUUCGCUGUACAACAAAAGGAAAAGUUGACCAAAUAUUUGUCAGCAUUCCAUCUGAAAUAUUAUUUUGCUGUGGAUAAUACAUAUGUCGGCAAAAAAUUGGGUCUUAUAUUAUUUCCUUUUCUGCAUCGAGAUUGGACUGUCAAGUAUGAUUCUUCAGAUUCGCCAGUACUCCCACGAUCAGAUAUCAAUGCACCAGAUUUAUAUAUUCCGUUAAUGGCUUACAUAACUUAUAUUCUUAUCUCCGGAUUUGUACUGGGAACACAAAGAAGAUUUACACCUGAACAGUUGGGCAUCAUCACAACAAAUGCGUUAGCGUAUCUUAUUUUCGAAAAUCUAAUAAUAAUUAUAACGAGGAUGAAUGUUUGCUUGUUGGUCUUUGUGCUAGGUGGCAAAUCGUUGUAUUAUUGGGUUCUAGCUUAUAUGUCCUUUGCAGUUGUUUUUUUUCUGCUACGAACGGUGAAGACAUUUUUAAUGGAUGUACAAAAUACGUAUAAUGAAUAUGGUGGUAAAAAGCGUAAAAUAUAUUUGAUGCUAUUUAUAGCAUUUACACAACCGUUUCUAAUGUGGUGGUUGACCAGUUCUGUGACCAGUUACACACCUGGCAAAAUGGACUUGGCCCAGUUUGCAUUGUCGGGUAUAGGAUUCAGUGAAGCAGUAAGCAAAGGACAACUGCCAUUGCUGCCAAGUGGUGAAGUAGAUUAUGAAGCAUUAUUAAAAAUGCCUUAA